Molecule: messenger RNA, 4239 nt
Organism: Melampsora larici-populina 98AG31
Lineage: Eukaryota; Fungi; Basidiomycota; Pucciniomycetes; Pucciniales; Melampsoraceae
Exons: 15
Coding region: 1-4239 (1412 amino acids)
Biological process (GO): regulation of transcription by RNA polymerase II
Cellular component (GO): histone deacetylase complex; chromatin
Molecular function (GO): chromatin DNA binding; histone H3K9 demethylase activity; transcription coregulator activity
Source: RefSeq, a predicted model, not a curated record
AUGAAAAACAUACCCGAUUCUAACAAAGCUAGUUCAAAGUUAUAUAUUCCGACGGACCAGGAAGGCAAUCCUUUAUUACGGUCACCACCAACGGGCACCGUCUUCAAAGACCUUCAAGAUUUAUACAAUUAUAUCGAUCCACUCACAGUAGAUCAUGGGUACAAGCUCUCAGUUCUUGAUUCCCGGUAUCUUCCCAUCGAUUCGUGGAUUGAGUUCAAGUGCUACAAAGGAUCAACGUGUCAUGCUCGUUCACCAGGAGACUGCCCAUUCUACGCUCGAGCUGAUCGAAAACUUUCAUCAGACUCCUGGACUUUCACGAUCAAGAAACCAGAACAUAAUCACCCUCGCUCAAACACAGAACUACACUAUCAUCAGCCAAAAAAAUCAAACAAGUUGAAAUCGCAAAAAUCAGCGCCUGCACCCGAUUCGGUUAUCAAACAUCCUUCUAAACCUCCUUCUCUCUCUAAAAAAUAUGCUGAUCACAUCAGACGCAUGAAGAACCUCGACCACGCCACACAGACCUCCCUCCUAGAACGCUUUGAACGUGAAAUUACCCUUGCCGAAUUGACCAAAGGUGCGACAGCUCACUCAGAGCAAGAAGACGAGGCGGAAGUUGAAGUAACAAAGGAUGGAGCCGAAGUUGAAGAUAAAAUGAAAUCAUCGACAAAAUCAAAGUACGGAAUGGAAACUAAAGAGAGCUAUUCAAAUACCCCGAAGUAUCAGAUCAAACUCAAAGAACAAGAAGAAUCAACUUCCAAGCAUGCGAAUCCACCCGAUCAUCAGCCUCGACCUGACAAGAAGGCUGAGAAAAAUCCAUGUGAGACUCCUGAGCAAACAACCUCGGUCCAAGUUCAACAAUAUCUUUGUAACUUCAAGAUCAAUCAAGACCAUCAGUCUUCCAAACCAACUGAGUCUUCCGAUUCCACUCAAGUCAAAUCAACUGAGUCAAAGCCUUGCAAGUCCGAAGUCACACUCUCUCCGAUGUUAGCACCAUCAUCAAAAAUCAGUAAUAGAAUAACUAACCGAACUUUGCCAUUCCCAAAGCUCACAAGUCUAGCACCGAUAAAAACUGAAAUGCCAAACCCCUCUCCGCGAAUUCGACUGGAUGUUCACAUCAAGGAUGGAUCAGACCAACCUCCUUUGUCAACUCCUCCGCCAUUCGAAUUUGAAGAAGAUAAAUUUGAGACCCCAAAUGAAAGCUUCCCAUCCAUUCCACAGAUGCACAAAACCACCCGAAAUGAGUUGCAUAUUGAACAACCUCAAGAUGAAGACUCCACACGGAUUCUCCAGAUUUCUCAGGUUCUGCCACCAAAACAAAAGAACAUUGAAUUUCAAUUAGAAACGAUUCAAGAAUUACAAAAGGAUCCAAACUCACCUACCUCUGUCGUCAACUCCCCAUCAAAAAAGCGCAAGACAAAUCAUGCCCCUUUGGUUACUCUUACCGAAUCAUCUGCUCCGAUUACAUGUGGUAAGGCCAGCCAACUCAUCCUACAAUCCGAUUCCCAAGGUAUCAAACCCAAACAAGGUCCUUCUGCCCCACCGACUCAACAAACAGAGAGUGAUAACAGAAUCACUACAGUAGAUCAUGAAAUGCUAAAGCCUUUACCUUACAUAGAUGAAAUUCCCGCUUACCUGUACCCUUUCUUAAGAAAUGUCACCGAAGUGCCAGGCGAAGGUCUUUGCUCUUUUGCGUCCAUCGCUGUCUGCCUUGGUCGGUCACCAGAAGAAGCAACCAUUAUUCGUAGUGAGAUGGAAUUGGAGGUUCGUAUGCGAUAUGAUUGGUACGAGAAGUACAUCCCGGAUUUGUGUAUCAACUAUGAUAUACAAAAAUUACUCGCAAUACUUCAAAACCCAGACAGCUCAGCAGGCCGAGACCUUUGGUACCCAAUGCCAGGUGGAAUGACUCUCAUUGCCAACACAUACAACCAGCCUGUCAUCUUCUAUACUCAAUACAACGCUGCAACCAUGCACACAUUCCCAUUCUUUUCACCUCCCCCUUCUGAUAUACGACCGAUUGUGAUUGCUCAUGUAAAUAACAAAACACAUUACGUCCCCCUCGAUCUCACUUUCACAUCUACACUUCCUAUACCGAUCCUCAACCAUGAAUGGCCUCAUUUACACGAUCCCAGCGCAGACGGAUGGAAGGACAUGUAUUCUUCAAACACACAAACUUUCAUACGAAUAUCCAAGAGCCUGAGAGAAGCCAGAUUGAAGGAACAGGAAGAACUGCGUUUUGAAAAUCCAAUCACCUUAUCCAUCAGCGGCGCAAGUGAGGAUGAAGAGUAUUCCAACAAACAAGACCGUUCAUCUCCAUCAGUAUCAGUGACUCAAAAUUCAGACAUUCAGCAACCCAUCAAAAAAAAACAAAAGUUGAUUCUUAAAUUACCAAACCCCGACAAUACAUCCAUUGACAACACCAAUAUCUCAGUUCCAAAAUUAGAGAACAAAUUAAUGAAUAAAUCUACAAACGAGAAACAGAAAGAAUUUUGCUUUGAAGAUCCGCUCACCAUAUCUAUCAGUGGGACAAGUGCAAAUGAAGAGUCUCUUGACAAACAUUCAUCUCCAUCCACAUCAUUGACUCAACCUUUAGACAUCGAACAACCCGUAAAAAAAAAAAAAUUGAUUCUUAAUUUACCAAACGCCAACAAUCCAUCCAUUCACAACGCCAACCUAUUAGUUCCAAAAUUAAAGAAUGAAUCAAUGGAAAAGUCUAAAAAAAAUCCACGAAUCAUAUUACUUAGUUUUGAGCAAUUGUCAGAUUCUAAUGGAACUCUAUUGCCACAAUUUGAAUAUCAAAUACAGAGUAGGAAUUGUGCAUCAUUACCGUCAGAAUUGAAAAAAUAUAGAUCUAAAUUAGUAGGAGGACCAAUCUUCGAGUCUAUUAAUCAAACAGCCUUUCAAACUUCUUAUCGUCAAGCUCAAUUUCUGAUAUUCAACGAAUUACCUGAACAUAUGAAUGAAUUAAUUAAUCUAAGGAGAACUGUUGGAAAAGCAUUGAAACCUGUCUUGCAAAGAGAGUUGAUCGAAUUUCAAAAAAGUCAAAGUGUCAUUUUUAUCGGUAGAAGGAUUGAUGUAUCAACUCAAUGUGAUUAUUGUGCGACAACGUUGAUUGGAGUAGCUUGGAUGUGUGAAAGGUGUGGGAAGGAAGCAUGUGUGAUGUGCUUCAACAUCUUUCAAACACUGUCUGAUCAACAUGACCAAGAAAAGGACAAUCGAAACGGUGCAGAUGGACACAAUCGUCAUUCUUCUUGGAUCAAACGGACUGGUCGUUGUGUGAAAGCGUUUGGAUCUCAACAUGACACUUCUUCACACUUCAAAGUAUCACAUCUAGCUCGGGAAGAAAUCUUGAAAUACUUAGAAGAGAUCGAUAAGGUCUUUCGACAAGACUCCAUCAAUACCACACCUCCACCUCCACCUGUCGCUAUUGAUGACUUCAUUCAUCAUCCACCGGAUUCAGAAAGUGAUCCUUAUUAUAAAGAUUGGCCACCCGAGAUAGACAUGAAUCUGAAGUUUCGUGACUUAUUUGAAGAUUUCCAGAGAGCAGUACCCAUGGGAGAGAGCACUAGGCGAACUGGAUUGAAGAAUCUCAUAGCUCAUUUUCCUAAGAAUGCAAACGUACCAGAUAUUGGACCAAAGAUGUACAUUGCUAUGCAAACUUCAGAUCAAAGUGGAUCAUCUGGAUCAACCGGUCUCCAUAUGGACAUGUCAGAUGCCAUCAAUAUCCAAACGUAUGCCAGAUGUAAUCCGGAAGGAAUAGAAGGUUGUUCUUUAUGGCAUCUAUAUCAUGCUAAUGAUACGGAGAAAGUACGUAAAUUUCUCUAUGAACAUCAUGCUCAACAAUUAGGGAUCUCGAUUGAAGAGGUUAAGAGUGGAUAUGAUGAUCCAAUUCACGUGACAAGAACUUACAUUGACGCUGAGAUGAGAAACAAACUGCGCAAAGAAUAUGGGGUGAAAGGCUAUGAGAUUAGACAGAAACCUGGAGAAGCAGUUUUCAUACCUGCGUACACGGCACAUCAAGUCUGUAAUCUAGCGAAUUGUAUCAAGGUAGCUGCCGACUUUGUUUCCGCCAUAUCAAUUGAGAACUGUAUGAAGCUUAAAGAAGAGUUUAGGGAACAAUUGCAUGAACAACCAAAACCUUGGAAAGGCGAUGUUUUGCAAAUGGAACAAAUGCUUCUUUAUGCUUUUGAAUCUUUAGGGAUAAAUAUAGAAGAGUUUGAGUCUGAAAGUUUCAAAGGCUGA